CCUGACAUCUCUCGAACCCGUAAACGGCCCUUCUUUCCACCUUUGCCUCCUCCUCCGCCUUCUCCUCACAAGCGAACGCACCAGCUUAUUUCCCCCCUCAAUGUGCGCCGCCACACCCUCCCCGCGCGCAUCCCCAUGAGCGCACCCGCAUGGCCCCCGGCACCUCAUGGUUUGCCCCGCGAACCAACAAGCGCCGCCGCACCACCUCCUCCUCCGCCUACGAUGCCGAGAAGAAGCGCACAAUGAGCAACGACUUCGCCGAACCGAUGGGACCCCUGCUCGGCCAACCCGAGCCGCCUCCGCGCACGCGGCGAGGCGCUUGGAGGUGUCCGCGUCUGCCGCGGACUCGGAACCUUGCGCUUGUCCUUGCUGUGACUGUGCUUGCUGUUUAUCUGCUUUGGGGGGAUCGGAUUGCCACUCGGCCUGUGCAGCAUGCGCCGCCUCCGCCCGAUGCGCCGCUUGAGUGGGAGCGGUUUCCUUUGCUCAAGAGGUAUUAUGGCGGGGUGUUGUCUGUUGUGCCGAAGAGGGAGAAUACACCUGAGUUUCCGCGCCCCGGGGACGACGUGGAGUCGUUGCAGGAAAUCUUGGCAGAUGGAGAUGCGGACGAUGGAAGUACGGCGCAGCUUCCUAAGGGCAAGAUGCCGGCGGGUGUUCGAUUCGAUCCCUACGAGCCGUUGGGGAUCAAUACCAUCUACGAAGAAAGAGUGCCGUGUUUCUUGAAUGCAUCUAAUAAGGCGGAAAUACCCCAAUUACUCGUCUAUCCUGGUGUUCCCAGGGGCUUUGCGGAACCGGCGUAUGGCUCGCACGAUUUGUUUGGCUUGCGGAAUGAUAUUUGCUUUGAUCGGUUCGGGCGCUAUGGGCCGUAUGGCUAUGGAUAUAGUCGGAGUUCUGGUGGGCUCGGCGCAGGCAUAAAUGGUCAUCGAGAUGGGGCGCAGGAGGUCUGGGGUGGGAGUUUGGAAGUCGAUUACUCGAAGGUGAAGUGGGCGGAUGCGCAGCAGAGGUGUAUUGAGGCGAAUGCGCAUCGUUUUCGCGCGCCGACUGGAGAUGAAGCAAUCAACUCGCCGACCGGCAUGGGUUCCGGGCGGGCUCCCGAGAGUGCAACGGAGACUGCAGAGAAAACCACUGGACCGAACGGCAAACGUCUUGUUCCGCGGACGGCUGUUGUCAUUCGAACUUGGCGCGAUUUUCACUACGACGAGGAAGACAUCCUCUACCUCCGUGCAAUCAUCAAUGAGCUUGCGCUACAGUCCGGAGGGCAAUAUGUGGUGCACUUCCUGAUCCACGUCAAGAACAACGACUUGCAACUCUGGUCGGACGAAGAAACCUACCAGCAGGUACUUGAUAGUGCGCUGCCUGCCGAAUUCCACGGGAUGGGAACACUCUGGACCGAGCGGCAGAUGGAGCUGAUCUACGGCGGCGUCCCUCAAACGGUGUUCCGCGACCUGCCGGUAUUUGGCGUGUAUCGCAGCACCAAUAUGCCGCUCCAGUAUUUCGCUCACAGGCAUCCCGAAUACGACUUUUUCUGGCACUGGGAGAUGGACAUACGAUAUACCGGCCACUUCCACCAUCUCUUCGACAAGAUCAGCCAAUGGGCGAAGCAGCAACCGCGCAAGGAAUUGUGGGAGCGGAACGGUCGCUUCUAUGUCCCCGGCCACCACGGCAGCUGGCAAGAGUUCUCCAAGAUGGUGCACAACCAAACUGCAGUGCCGAGCAAGCAAGACCUCGACACACAGGCGCCAUCGGACCUCCCUCGGCCCAUUUGGGGCCCCUUACGGCCCACCGGCAAAGGCGACAAAACCGCCCGUCCAGAACAAGACCCCAUCGCACCUCACGACCAAUUCCACGACAACUACGACUGGGGCGUCGGCGAAGAAGCAGACCUCAUCACCUUCAACCCCCUCUUCGACCCCGACGGCACAAACUGGAUCCUCGCCGAAGACGUCACAGGCUACAACACGACGGAGACAUUCCCGCCGCGCCGCACAGCCAUCAUCACCGCCGCGCGCCUCAGCCGACGCCUACUGGAGACCAUGCACCGCGAAACGUCCCUCGAGCGGCACACCAUGUUCUCCGAAAUGUGGCCUGCGAGCGUGGCGUUGCAGCACGGGCUGAAGGCUGUGUAUGCUCCUCAUCCGGUGUACAUGGACCGGCGCUGGCCGCUGGGCUACCUGACGGGGAUUUUCAAUAAUGGGGUUAACGGGGCUACCGGAGGCAGGUUGCAGGCUGUCUUCAGCGACGAAAAUCAGCAUAACUUUUACCCUUCGACGUGGUAUUAUCAUGCGCGGUUUGCGGAGAAAUUGUGGAAGCGGUGGUUGGGGGUGAAGGUGGAUGGGGUGGGUGGGAAGGAGUGGGAGUUGGAUCCGAGUCCGGAUGGCUUGGAAAUCGACCACUCCCCCCACGCCCACCCCGCAGCUCCCGACUCCUCCCUCCCCGAAUCCUUCGCCCAAUACCGCGGCCGUGCAAUUCAACACGGCCCCCUCGCAGGGCAACAACAGCAACAGCAGAAGUCUACCUCGAAAUCCGGUUCGUCAGGUUCGAGCUCGGCUUCGGCCGCUGUGGCUCCUUAUGGGGCUAUUGGAGGGCAUAGCGGGAAGCAGUUGGGGAGUGUGCAGCCUGCCCAUGGCGAGUUCUGGGAUCGCGAGGAGUUGCCUGCGAGGUUUCGACGGAGGGUGUGGAGUGAGGAUGAGAUUGAGGCGGUGGAUAGUGCGGGGGCGAGAACAACAGUGACGAUGUAUGAAUACAUCCUCCACUCCCAAAUCCCCGCCGCGCAACAUGACCUCGUGCUCAAUAUCCUUGCCGGGGUGACGGCUAUGCAACCCGCGCCAUUCUACGAGCGAAACAUCAUCUACCAGCAGCUGAGGAGUGAGGAGGGCCAGACACAGCAGCGACUUCGCUACCACAGACUCCAAACCACCCCCGACACGCACCAGCACAAACUCCUCAUCGAAGAGACGCCCGACGCCGGCAUUAAGGAUGUCGCUGCGCGGAAAGUCAGCGAGCGCCUCCUUGUUGCCGAUGAGUUGCCCAAGUUUCGCUCGGGCUCGCAGGUGUACAGCUAUGUAGGACAGUAUGUGCUUAAAGGCUACCGCUUUGUGCAAGGGCAUGUUGGCAUACGGGUGUUUCGGGUUUAUGAGGUGACGGUGGCGGGGGAUGGGGAGGUUGUUGAUGCUCCGACGCCCUCCAAGGACGAGCUCAACCUCAUCGACAAAAGUGGCGCCUACAUCAUCGAAGCAAAUAUCCGAACUGAAGACAACGUGAGCCAGGAGAGUCGAGAUGCUGCCAAGGAGAAAUUAUUGCAGCUUGCGAAGAGUCUGGAGGGCAGUGCGAUUGAUCUUCGGCCAGCGGAUAGACUGGCAUUGAGUACGAAUGUGAAGAGUGUUUAGGUGAAGGGGGUAGUUCGAGUAGUUGAUCAGAUCUAGCUGGCCGCCCUCGCGCGUUGACGAGCAAGCUGGGAUAACGCUGAUGCGAAGGUGGUGCGCUCUUAUGCAUCGGCGGAUCUCAGAACAGACGACUACGAGAUAUUGAGGCCAAGGCCAUGAGAUCUGCGUCUAGAUGCACCCAUUGAACCACGUUAGGGUUUCAAGUGCAGUCGUUGGACAUCAUGGUGCUUGCUUGGCGUGUGUAGGUCAAUCGAAACCUAGAGCAAUAGCACGACGCU
Neohortaea acidophila is the source of this 3658-nucleotide messenger RNA. RefSeq lists its product as uncharacterized. Gene Ontology annotation, biological process: regulation of transcription by RNA polymerase II; 2-oxoglutarate metabolic process. The coding region runs from base 150 to 3383 and encodes 1077 amino acids. The transcript has 6 exons. Lineage: Eukaryota; Fungi; Ascomycota; Dothideomycetes; Mycosphaerellales; Teratosphaeriaceae. Gene Ontology annotation, cellular component: mediator complex. Gene Ontology annotation, molecular function: transcription coregulator activity. The record is from RefSeq and is a predicted model, not a curated record.